AUUUGAUGUUAAUUUAGUUGAGUUACAGAUUGUUGAACAUGAGAGAUCUUUGUAAUCUCGUGAUUUUUGGCAUCCUAAUUGACACUGCAAAGAAAAAAAUUAAAAAGUUAUUAGUAAAUUGUAAAUAUAUUAGCUCCAAAAAAGAGGGACGAGGAAGCUAUUUAAUCACUCGCCAAAUUGUAUCAUUGGAUAGAUUAGACUGAUCGACGCGAUGAUUAGUAAAUCAAAUCUUUUAAUGGUCAAAAUAAGUGAUCAGUUUACUUUUUCAUCUACUGAUUGGAAUCAAUGAUCUGAUCAGUUUUACGUUCAAAUGGAAUUGUUAUUGAAAAGAAAACCAAAUUGAUCUCAACCAAGGAUAUGAUAGGUGAUCAUCACCAACAGAAUCAGUGUUAAAUGCAACAAUUAAUCAAAACAAUCAACUGAUAUUUACUCAGUUAACAUAAUAGUAAAUCGAAAAGCGUAAAUUUUCCUGUCAGUGAUCAUGAUGAUUGAAGAAAAAAUGAAUUUUAAUCUAUAAAAUUUUCGAUAUCAAUUCUCAGGUAAUUACAAUCGGAAAUUGAUUGGGAUGAAGACACAAGUUUAAAGAAGACACAACAACCUUGUUACUGUUUCUGCAGAACAAAUUAACCAAGUAAUCAAUUAGAAUGUGAUAAUGGACUUUGAUUUAUUAUUCAAUUGAAUGAGAAUUGAGGUAAAUUGUUGAUCAAUUAAUUGGUGUGAACAAUUACCAUCAAUUGAUGGCAUGAAAUCGACACAAUUUAAAAGGAAGAUCACAAAAGGCUUUCGAAUUCAUUUAACUAAUAAAUGUAAACGAAAAAAAUAAGAUGAAAAAGAAAAGUGAAAAUAAAGAGAAGAAGAAAAAAACUGGAUGGUAAAGGACAGAAAAAGUGAAAUGAUUAAAUUAAAAGGAACUUGAUUUAAUAGCAGAAAGAGAAACUCGAAAGAAGAAUUAAGUUGACAAUUAACUCGAAUAUUGAGAAAAAAUUGUCAUCAAUUGGUAACAUCAACUUCCUUUUCCUUCCCUGUCAAUUGAAUAUUUCUUCUUAUUUUUUUCAUCCAUCAUUCGCUCUUCAUUAAUUGGGUAACGUUCUUGUGUUAAUCGGAUCGAGAUCCAUCAUCAGCCUGAUUGUUAAUCCAAUUUACGAUUUAAUUUUCGGUACAAUUAGGGGUUAACUGUAGUUGUAGGUUGAAAGGAGGAAAGGCUUGGGUCUACCAAAGGGAUUCGGUCAAUUGGUUUUCCUCUUCUUCUCCUCCUCUUCCUCUCAAUCUCACCUCCUCUUACGAAGCGGUGACAAUAAGAUGAAAAACAUUGGAAUCGAGAUGAUAAUUACAAUUGUUCAUUACGAAUGAACAAUUAGUUAAUCACAUGACAACCAAAUUAAUCUAAAGGUAAGCAAUCAAAGUGGGAGGAUUAAAAGGUAAACAUAGUGAUGGGUGAAAAAAACGGUCCAUUUGAAUGAUAAGAAAAAGGAUUAAACUUUCGAUUAUUUCAUGUUGAUAUUUAACUUGUCGUCGAUUGAAGGAUUACUUUCAUUUGGCUUUCACAUGUCACAUCUAAAUGGUUAAUUAAUUGUCUCGCUUAAUCUCAUCUACUUACAACCCUAAUCACAAUUAAAUGCUCAUCGAUUUCAUUUUCUGUUGAUCAGUGAAUGUCAGUGUCUUUCCUUUAAGGUGGUUCGGUGAUUUUUGUGACUUUUUUGUUCCUUCACUUUGUUAAUUGUUAUUGGUGAUUUAAUCACAAGGCUGAUGGUGAUUACAAUUAUCCCAAAUGAUUGGAUUCACUGAAUCACCGGAUAACCAUGGGAUUUUGUUUGUGACUUUAAUCAAAGGAUGCAUUGCUGGAUUAACACAUUAAUAAUUCUGUUUUAUGGAUUAAUCCGGAUAACUUUUGCAGAUUAUUGUGAUUGUGGAUUAAGUGGCCUUCAGAAACGAGUCUACGGGGGUAACGAGACAUACGCCAAUCAAUACCCAUGGGUAGCUCAUUUAAGAUUUUUCAAUUACAUUGGUGGUGGUCAGUAUGGACUUUGUGGUGGUUCUCUUAUUGACCAUUGGCAUGUCGUAACGGCGGCCCAUUGUUUACACGACGAGAAGGGCAAUGUCCGUGAUCCCAGGGCCGUUCAGGUUUACCUUGGAGUACAUAACCUUUACCUGCUGCCAAGAGCCCGUCAAGUGGCCUACUUUAUUAUACCCGAUAAUUAUGAUUCCACUAAACCGGUUAACAAUGAUUUUGCCAUACUUCAAUUGGCUGAGCCAGUUGAAUUUUCAGCCAGAAUAUCACCAAUCUGUAUACCAAAAGAUGAUAUCGAACCGUACCAAAGGUUAACCGUUGCUGGUUGGGGACAUUUAGGUCCUAAUCAAGGGACAGCGGCUGCACUACAACAUGUUGAUGUUUAUCAUGUCGGCAAAGGAGAUUGUUACGAUAUGGUCAAGGAUUAUCUCUAUCGAACUCAUCCAAUUGUCCGUUUAUUUCCCCACAAAUUCAUCAUUCCUCCAAUUCAUGAGAAUCAUAUGUGUGCAGUUGAUGGUUCAACUGGUGGAGACGCUUGUCAAGGAGAUUCGGGUGGUCCAUUAAUGUAUCUUAAUCCAAGUAACAAUCGUUAUUAUCUUGUUGGCGUUGUUUCGGGUUCGUAUGACCUUUGUGGUGAUGAGAUGACCCCAGGAUUUUACACUAUGGUCAAAAUGUUCAGACACAUCAUUGAGUCGGUAGCACCAGAAUCUCAUGUAUGUUAUUACUGAUUCAAGAGCAAUUAUUAUUUCUUACCAAAAUUGGUACAAUAAAUUGUCAUCAACUCAACGAAUCUCCAUUCAUAUGCCGACAAAAGACUCGACAGACACAAAUCCAAUCAAAUCUUGCAUAAAUCAACAACUAAUUAAUUAACUGAUUAACUAAUUGUUGAUCGACUUACAUGAACCAGUUUUAUGGUUCGCAUUCAGUUGAUUAACCAAAUUGUUCAUUUCUUCAAUGGAAAUCAUCAAGUUUAGAAACCCAAUUUUCUUAAAAAUUUUUGUGAUCUAUUAUCAAUAUUAACUAAUUGUGAUUAUCUAAUUAAUUUAUUUUAAAGAAAAUUUUGAUUCACUUCUUGAUUUGAUCUUAUUGUAAUUUGUUGAUUACCUAAGGACCACAACUACUGGACAAUAGGACGAUACAAUUGGAAAGACUGAUUAGUAGUACAAUGUUUUUAUUAAUUAUCAACGAAAACUAUUAAUCUCUGACCUCAAAUUUUACUACAACAAUUAAAAAGAAAUUAAAAAGUAACACAUUUUAUUACAAUUGAA
Messenger RNA from Panonychus citri (citrus red mite), 3276 nucleotides. RefSeq names its product prostasin-like. Gene Ontology annotation, molecular function: serine-type endopeptidase activity. Lineage: Eukaryota; Metazoa; Arthropoda; Arachnida; Trombidiformes; Tetranychidae. The transcript is spliced from 4 exons. Bases 1831 to 2736 code for a protein of 301 amino acids. The record is from RefSeq and is a predicted model, not a curated record. Gene Ontology annotation, biological process: proteolysis.